CCUGUCAUAGAGACCAAACCAGCAGCUUCCUCUGAGUCCAGGAGAGAAAAGAGGAAACCUCCAACCCUGAAGCUUCACUCAGAGACUAAAUGGCUUCCAGAUCAGAGGAGGAUCUCUGCUGUCCGGUCUGUCAGGACGUCUUUCAGGAUCCGGUUCUUCUGUCAUGUAGCCACAGCUUCUGUAAGGAGUGUCUGAAGAACUGGUGGAGAGAGAAAGCAGCACAAGAGUGUCCAGUUUGUAGGAAAAUCUCUUUAACGGCUAAUCCACCCUGUAACCUGGCUCUGAAGAACCUGUGUGAGACCUUCCUACAGCAGAGAGACCAGAGAGCUUCAGAGGAUCUCUGCAGUCUGCACUCUGAGAAACUCAAACUCUUCUGUCUGGACCAUCAGCAGCCAGUGUGUCUCGUCUGCAGAGAUUCAAAAAAACACACCAAGCACAGAUUCAGACCCAUCGAUGAAGCUGCUCAGCAACACAAGAAGAACCUUCAGGAAACUCUGGAACCUUUAAAGAAGAACCUGGAGCUCAGGAAGAAAGUUCUAGAGGAGUUUGAUCAGACAGCAGAACACAUGAAGGUCCAGGCCCGACACACAGAGAGGCUGAUUAAGGAGCAGUUUAAGAAGCUUCAUCAGUUUCUAGCAGAGGAAGAGGAGGCCAGGCUGGCUGCACUGAGGGAGGAAGAGGAGCAGAAGAGUGGGAUGAUGAAGGAGAAGAUGGAGGCUCUGAGCAGAGAGAUAGCAGCUCUUUCAGACACAGUCAGAGCCACAGAGGAGGAGCUGAGAGCUGAAGACGUCUCAUUCCUGCACAACUACAAGGCUGCAGUGGAAAGAGUCCAGCGCUGCCCCCUGCUGGAGGAUCCACAGCUGCCCUCAGGAGCUCUGAUAGACCAGGCCAAACAUCUGGGCAACCUGGCCUUCAACAUCUGGAGCAACAUGGAGAACAUGGUCUCCUACACUCCUCUCAUCCUGGACCCAAACACUGCUGGUUCAGAACUCAUCCUGUCUGAAGAUCUGAUCAGUUUUACUUUAGGAGAGGAACAGCAGCUUCCUGAUAAUCCAGAGAGGUUUGGGUCAGGAUAUUCUGUCCUGAGUUCUGAGGGCUUCAACUCAGGGAACCACAGCUGGGAUGUUGAUGUUGGAGACAGUAAAUUCUGGGCGCUUGGUGUGAUAGAAGAGUCUGUCCAGAGGAAGAGAGACAUAGAGUCUGGACUGAUGGUUAUAGGGUUGUUAAAAGGUAAAUACUAUGCAGUGUCUCCUACAGCUCCUCUCAUGUUUCUCUCAGUUCAGAAGAAGCUCCAGAGGAUCAGAGUGAAUCUGGACUGGGACAGAGGAAAGCUGUCCUUCUCUGAUCUGGACACUAACAUACACACCUUCACACACACCUUCACUGACAAGAUGUUUCCAUACUUCUACACUCUGGAUAAAGUAAAAAUCCUACCGAUGAAGAUCUCAGUGAGCAAACAGCAGCUCUGAUGUUCUCAGCAUGAAGAACACAAAGUCCAGAUGAAACCUUGAUGAUCUGAUUGAAACUCAGUGAUUUUAAACAGGAACCUGGAGGAACCACAAAGUACUCAAACUGCCCCAAAUCCACUGAAAUAUAACUUCAUUCAGUUUUAUUUAACCCAAAGAGCAUCAAACCUGUAGUUUUAUUCAUGAGUUUGAGCUUUUCUGGAGUAAAUAUGUACAAAGAAAUAGAAUCACAUUUAGCUUCCUACAGUAAUGCAACACUUCUCAAAAUGAUGGGGGAAAAAAACUCAAUCUGGUGUAAACGGUGAUUAUUCUUCUACUUUUCUCAUAUAUAGACGUGAUUGCGUAGGAGUCUGUGCCCCGAAACAAGAACCGAGUAUCACCAGUGCCGUUCCUGAACUCUACUACUGACUGACAGGUCAGGUAGUUAACAUCCCAGACCCGUGUCAUCCAGCCCCCGGGGACGACCUCAUCCAUGCAGUUCAGAGACAUUAAAGUCCCCUAAACUGUAGCUCUCACUAAACUAUAAUCAGAUCAAUGCAGCAGCCAGAGAGCGCCUCAGGGAGGUUUACAGGUUUAGUUCAGGAACAACUCAGCAGAUUUAAUUUCAAAUGAAGAACAGGAAGAA
Messenger RNA from Fundulus heteroclitus (mummichog), 2091 nucleotides. RefSeq names its product nuclear factor 7, brain. NCBI's taxonomy places the organism in Eukaryota, Metazoa, Chordata, Actinopteri, Cyprinodontiformes, Fundulidae. Gene Ontology annotation, molecular function: zinc ion binding; protein binding. The record is from RefSeq and is a predicted model, not a curated record. The coding region runs from base 90 to 1469 and encodes 459 amino acids. The transcript is spliced from 2 exons.